CCGCCCGCCCCCCACGCUGGGUCCCCCCGCCUGAUUUUGCCCUCGCAGAGCCGCUAGCUCGGGAGCGAGUCAUGGUGGGUGCACUGGUGUUGGCGUGGCUGCUCCUAUCGGCCGCGGCCUGCGCGCAGCGGGAGCAGGACUUCUACGACUUCAAGGCGGUCAACAUCCGGGGCAAGUUGGUGUCGCUGGAGAAGUACCGCGGUUCGGUGUCCCUGGUAGUGAACGUGGCUAGCGAGUGCGGCUUCACAGACCAGCACUACAGAGCCUUGCAGCAGCUGCAGCGGGACCUGGGGCCCCAUCACUUCAAUGUGCUUGCGUUCCCCUGCAACCAGUUUGGCCAGCAGGAGCCCGAUAGCAACAAGGAGAUCGAGAGCUUCGCCCGCCGCACCUAUGGUGUCUCUUUCCCCAUGUUUAGCAAGGUCGCAGUUACUGGCACUGGUGCCCACCCUGCCUUCAAGUACCUGAUCCAGACUUCUGGGAAGGAGCCCACCUGGAACUUCUGGAAGUACCUAGUGGCCCCAGAUGGAAAGGUAGUAGGGGCUUGGGACCCAACUGUGUCCGUGGAGGAAAUCAGGCCCCAGAUCACAGCACUCGUGAGGAAGCUCAUCCUGAAGAAGCGAGAAGACUUAUAACCACUUUCUCUCCUCUCCCACUGUCCCAUUCCCCCCACCCUACACCUUGGAUGGUGACCAAAGCAAACUCAGUCGUGCUCAAUGGUGCUCGGAGGGAGGGCCUAUGGACUCUCCUUCCUCCACUUUUAUCCCAUGUACCCUAUCCUUCCUAUGAGGGAAAAGUCUGGUAUUUUGUAUUUGAGUCUUAGAACAACCUUUAGGAACUCCUGGCCAGUGAGAGCUCUUGACCAAUGAAUCACCAGCCAAUAAGCACCUCUAGCCCAUGAAAACAUGUGGCAAAUAGAAGUAUAUCAAGCAAUAAUCUGCUGCCUAUUAAGAACUCUAUAAGAUGGGACCAAUUCCUACCUCACAGGGCUGUGGUGAGGAUGAGUAUGAACAACCUAUGAAAGGUGCCUAGGGCAGUGCCAGCUCACUAGGAGCAUUCAAUAAAUGUUUUUUGCAUAUGAACCAAAAAAUAACUUGUAAUCAAUAAAAACUUGCACCCAA
Molecule: messenger RNA, 1118 nt
Organism: Neofelis nebulosa (Clouded leopard)
Lineage: Eukaryota; Metazoa; Chordata; Mammalia; Carnivora; Felidae
Gene: GPX7
Product: glutathione peroxidase 7
Exons: 3
Coding region: 72-632 (186 amino acids)
Biological process (GO): response to oxidative stress
Molecular function (GO): glutathione peroxidase activity
Source: RefSeq, a predicted model, not a curated record